Messenger RNA from Amphimedon queenslandica, 1636 nucleotides. RefSeq names its product ruvB-like 1. The transcript has a single exon. The coding region runs from base 79 to 1455 and encodes 458 amino acids. The record is from RefSeq and is a predicted model, not a curated record. NCBI's taxonomy places the organism in Eukaryota, Metazoa, Porifera, Demospongiae, Haplosclerida, Niphatidae. Gene Ontology annotation, molecular function: ATP hydrolysis activity; ATP-dependent activity, acting on DNA; ATP binding.
AGUUUUGCCCACGUGUAGUGGUCAGGACAUUUUGGAGGUGGGAAAAAGUGUUAAAAUCUCUCAGAAGGAGCAGUAGCCAUGUCUCGAAUGAAGAUAGAGGAGGUUAAGAGCACUACCAAAGUGCAAAGAGUAGCAGCUCACAGUCACGUCAAAGGUCUAGGCCUUAAUGAAGAGGGCGUGGCCAAACCAGUCUCGUCAGGUCUGGUAGGACAAGAACUAGCCAGAGAAGCUGCUGGAGUAAUCACCGACCUCAUACGAACCAAGAAAAUGGCCGGUCGAGCCGUUCUAUUAGCCGGACCCCCAGGGACAGGAAAGACUGCUCUAGCUCUGGCUAUUGCACAAGAUUUGGGUCCAAAAGUCCCAUUUUGUCCGAUGGUUGGGAGUGAGGUGUACUCGUCUGAAGUCAAGAAGACCGAGGUUCUCAUGGAGAACUUUCGUCGGGCGAUCGGUCUCCGUAUUAAAGAAACAAAAGAGGUUUACGAGGGAGAGGUGACGGAAUUAACACCUUGUGAGACCGAGAACCCGAUGGGAGGGUACGGGAAGACCGUCAGUCACGUAGUCAUUGGACUUAAGACUUCAAAGGGAACCAAACAACUCAAACUAGACCCGAUGAUCUACGAGAGCCUCCAAAAAGAGAAAGUCCUUGUUGGCGACGUCAUUUAUAUCGAGUCAAACAGCGGAGCCGUUAAAAGGCAAGGCCGAUCGGAUACGUACGCUACCGAAUUUGAUUUAGAAGCAGAAGAGUAUGUUCCUUUACCAAAAGGUGACGUUCAUAAGAAGAAAGAAGUGGUUCAAGACGUGACGCUUCACGAUCUUGAUGUUGCUAACGCCCGCCCACAAGGAGGACAAGACAUAAUGAGUAUGAUGGGACAACUUCUCAAACCUAAGAAGACGGAAAUCACAGACAAGCUACGUAAAGAAAUCAACAAGGUCGUUAAUCGUUACAUUGAUCAAGGAGUGGCCGAGCUUAUCCCUGGGGUAUUAUUCAUUGAUGAAGUCCACAUGCUUGAUAUUGAGUGCUUCACAUACCUUCAUCGUGCGUUAGAGUCAUCGCUAGCUCCCAUCGUCAUAUUCGCUACCAAUCGUGGGAACUGUCAAGUCAAAGGUACUGAUCUAUCAGCUCCUCAUGGCAUGCCGAGGGAUCUACUGGACCGUAUUAUGAUCAUACGUACUCUGCCUUACUCUCAGAGUGAGACGGUUCAGAUACUCCGUAUCCGUUCGCAGACCGAGGGUAUUCAAAUUAACGACGAGUCUUUGAAUAUUCUCGGUGAUAUUGGAGUGAAGACGACACUUCGUUAUGCUGUACAGCUCCUAACACCUGCUAGUAUACUAGCUCGUAUUAAUGGGCGUGACUCCAUUGCUCCAGAGGAUGUGCAGGAGAUUAACGAGCUGUUCUUUGAUGCAAAGUCUUCGGCAAAGAUGCUGGCAGAGCAAGAGGAUAAGUACAUGAAAUAAAGUGAAGGAGAGACUCAAUGGUAACUGUUCAUUGCAUUCACUUAUGUAAAUAAGUAACUUGAAACAUACUGUACAUGUACAUAUAUCAUGGUAACUAGUAUGUAAUGUCUAGUCUACUCUUAUUAUUAAUAUUAUGUGUAAUGUAUACUAUUGUUGACAUGCAAAAUUAAUUUAUUAUUAA